AUGAAGCGUCUUGGGGCUCACGACGUGUCGCAGCUCAUAAGGAAGAGAAUAAAAACUCUUGGCUCCGGGACUUACGGUAGAGUAGCUCUGGUUAACUGGCACGGAGAGCAGGCUGCACUUAAGGUGGCCAAUCGUGAAUCGGCCGCUGAGAGUUUCGAGUGCGAAGCGCAAGUCUUGUCAGGGCUGAAGGGGGCUGGAGGCGCGCCCCUCCUACUGGCGGUGUGUGACGACCGCCCAGCUCUCCUGACGACUUAUAAAGGGGACACGAGCCUCAACAAGAUCAUAUGCGACCCGCAAUACGACGUAGUGCAGAUUGGGUUUAAAAUUGGACUAAAAAUACUGCAUAUCCACACAAGAGACUAUGUCCAUAAUGAUGUAAAAUCCAACAAUAUAAUGAUUGAAGGCUCACCCGACCACCCAAAAAUUAGCGUGAUCGACUUCGGCCUCUCCUGUAAGACUGGUGAAGUGGUCCUUGCGAAAGGUGACCCCGAAGACUUCCCGUUCUAA
This is a messenger RNA of Procambarus clarkii (red swamp crayfish), 507 nucleotides long. The record is from RefSeq and is a predicted model, not a curated record. NCBI's taxonomy places the organism in Eukaryota, Metazoa, Arthropoda, Malacostraca, Decapoda, Cambaridae.